GCCAAGAGCACAGAAACAGAGAGAGAGAGCGAGUCAGACGAAGAAACAGCUCCCUCUACUAACUGCUACCAAAUUGCCAAAACUAGAUCCCUUACUAUAAAUAUAUACGAUAUAAAACCAAACCCAUCUCUCUCUCUUUGUUUCAUUUCCUCUCUCUUUCUCAUUCCUCCUCCUUCUUCUAAGGCAUACAUACAGGCGCAGCUCUCCAGUUUAGAAAUGGAAACCUUCCUCUACACAUCUGAAUCUGUCAAUGAGGGCCAUCCUGACAAACUCUGCGAUCAAGUCUCAGAUGCCAUCCUUGAUGCCUGCCUAGAACAAGACCCAGAGAGCAAAGUUGCCUGUGAAACAUGCACAAAGACCAACAUGGUGAUGGUCUUUGGUGAGAUCACGACCAAGGCUAAAGUAGAUUAUGAGAAAAUAGUUAGAGAUACUUGCAGAGGCAUUGGGUUUGUGUCAGCUGACGUAGGCCUUGAUGCUGACAAGUGCAAUGUCCUUGUCAAUAUUGAGCAACAAAGCCCUGACAUUGCUCAAGGAGUUCAUGGCCAUCUCACAAAGAAACCUGAGGAAAUUGGAGCUGGUGAUCAAGGCCACAUGUUUGGCUAUGCCACAGAUGAAACACCUGAGUUAAUGCCUCUAACUCAUGUCCUUGCUACCAAACUUGGUGCCAAGCUCACUGAGGUCAGAAAAAAUAAAACAUGCCCAUGGCUGAGGCCUGAUGGUAAGACUCAAGUGACUGUUGAGUAUCAGAAUGAGAAUGGAGCCAUGGUCCCUAUCCGGGUGCACACAGUUCUUAUCUCAACUCAACAUGACGAGACUGUGACAAAUGAUGAAAUUGCCAAAGAUUUGAAGGAGCAUGUGAUUAAACCUGUCAUCCCAUCCAAGUAUCUUGAUGAUAAUACCAUUUUCCACCUUAACCCUUCAGGUAGGUUUGUCAUUGGUGGACCUCAUGGAGAUGCAGGACUUACUGGCAGGAAGAUUAUCAUUGAUACCUAUGGUGGGUGGGGUGCUCAUGGUGGAGGUGCUUUCUCAGGGAAGGACCCAACCAAGGUGGACCGCAGUGGUGCAUAUAUUGUUAGGCAGGCAGCAAAGAGUGUGGUGGCUUCAGGGCUUGCUAGACGCUGUAUUGUGCAGGUUUCUUAUGCAAUUGGUGUGCCAGAACCACUGUCAGUGUUUGUGGACUCCUACAAAACAGGGAAGAUUCCAGACAGGGAUAUUUUAGCUCUGAUUAAGGAGAAUUUUGACUUCAGGCCAGGAAUGAUGGCCAUCAAUCUAGAUCUUAAGAGAGGAGGAAACUUCAGGUUUCAGAAGACCGCUGCUUAUGGUCAUUUCGGCCGUGAAGACCCAGAUUUCACAUGGGAGACUGUGAAGCUUCUCAAGCCCAAAGCUUGAGCAAGCAAGCAAGUUUUUUGCGGAUGGUUAUUAUCAUAGCCAUUAUUAUCCUCGCAGGAAAUGAAUAAGGAGGCUUGGAUGCAUACAUCAGAUGAUGAGGAUGAAUAUCACAGCCCUGAUAAGAAGACGGAAGAGAUGUGUGCUUUAAGUUGAGGUGUUAGCAAACAUAGGAACCUACAGCUUUUGCUUCAUCUGUCAUUGUCUUUUAUUCAUUUUUUUCGCCUUUUUUUUUUUUUUUCCUUUCAUUCUGCAAAUAUUGUUUCCGCAACCACCUGCAUUGUCUAUGAUGACUCUAUAAUGUCAUUUAUUUGAAUGGAUCAAUCUUGAAUUUACUAUA
Quercus lobata is the source of this 1726-nucleotide messenger RNA. RefSeq names its product methionine adenosyltransferase 3 (gene MAT3). Gene Ontology annotation, molecular function: ATP binding; methionine adenosyltransferase activity. Gene Ontology annotation, biological process: S-adenosylmethionine biosynthetic process. Bases 217 to 1389 code for a protein of 390 amino acids. The record is from RefSeq and is a predicted model, not a curated record. Lineage: Eukaryota; Viridiplantae; Streptophyta; Magnoliopsida; Fagales; Fagaceae. The transcript has 2 exons.